UUUUCUUGUGUUUUCAGGUUUCUGCUGCUCUGGAGUGCGGUGCUUAUCAUGUACCCUACCAGCCUGGCCGUCAUUGCGCUGACCUUCUCAAACUACGUCCUGCAGCCCGUCUUCCCUAAUUGCACCCCCCCCUAUAAUGCCUCCAGGAUCCUCUCCAUGGUGUGUUUACUCCUCCUGACCUGGGUGAACAGCUCCAGCGUUCGAUGGGCAACGCGCAUUCAGGAUAUAUUUACAGCAGGAAAACUCUUAGCCCUGGCCCUUAUCAUUAUUGUGGGCUUCAUACAGAUCUUUAAAGGAAACUAUGAAGAGCUGACCCUAAGCAACGCAUUCAAUUUUUGGAUGACUCCGUCGGUGGGGCAUUUAGCGUUAGCUUUUCUUCAAGGGUCGUUUGCAUUCAGCGGCUGGAACUUCUUGAACUAUGUAACGGAAGAACUGGUUGAUCCCCGCAGGUUAUGUUUCUCCGGUGCCCGAGAAGGCCAUUUGCCGAGUCUGCUUGCCAUGAUCCACGUCGAGCACUGCACGCCCAUCCCCGCCCUGCUCGUCUGUUGUUUGGCCACUCUUAUCAUCAUGCUCGUUGGAGACACAUACACACUCAUCAACUACGUGUCGUUUAUUAACUACCUCUGCUACGGAGUGACAAUUAUAGGCCUGAUCGUGUUACGCUGGAAGAAACCCAAAAUCUUCAGACCUAUUAAGGUGAACCUCCUCGUCCCCAUCACCUACCUGGCGUUUUGGGCAUUUCUGCUAAUCUUCAGCUUGUACUCCGAGCCGGUCGUCUGUGGAGUUGGACUCAUUAUCAUUUUAACCGGAGUGCCAGUGUUUUUUCUGGGAGUCUACUGGAGAAAUAAACCAAAGUGUGUAAAUAGGGGAAUAG
Phaethon lepturus (White-tailed tropicbird) is the source of this 874-nucleotide messenger RNA. RefSeq names its product solute carrier family 7 (neutral amino acid transporter light chain, asc system), member 10 (gene SLC7A10). The transcript has 6 exons. The record is from RefSeq and is a predicted model, not a curated record. The annotation marks the transcript as partial. Gene Ontology annotation, cellular component: membrane. Lineage: Eukaryota; Metazoa; Chordata; Aves; Phaethontiformes; Phaethontidae. Gene Ontology annotation, molecular function: neutral L-amino acid transmembrane transporter activity; L-amino acid transmembrane transporter activity. Gene Ontology annotation, biological process: D-serine transmembrane transport; D-alanine transmembrane transport; amino acid transmembrane transport.